GGGGAGUUCCAAUAUGGCCGACCGUUGGCUUCAAAGGCUUAUAAUGGCAAUAAAUACCAUCAGCAAUCCAGGGUUUAUAUACAUCGUUGGUUACAGUGUAAUUUACAGGAACUAACUCGGUACUGCCGACCACAUCAGCUACCCGGAAAACUGGCACACUCACGAACAGCACGGACAGGUAGAGUUCGUUUUCUGAAUGCUGAAGUGUGUACCUGAUAAUCACGACAAUGGCUAAACUUAAUAGCUGUUUCCAGCGGCUUUUUGUCUUCUUCAACCUGCUGUUUGCGAUCGUUGGAGGUGUGAUUAUCGGCCUGGGACUUCUGGGUCAAUUCGCCUACAAUGACAGCACUUCAGAGUUUGAGAACCAGUCCAAAGGGUUUCUGGUGAUGUAUCUGGUAGGAGGCAUCACCAUGGCCAUGUCUCUGCUCGGGGCGUACGGAGCACACAGAGAGAAGAGAAUUCCCCUGAUCGUGUUUCUGGUGGCCUGUUUUAUUGGCUGCUUCGGCCUCCUGCGUCUGGCGGUGCCCACAGCCAUGUACCGUUCUGAGAUGAUGCAGAUCGUGGAGGCGAAGUUCCGUGAGGGCCUGCCUCUGAACGAAGCCUCCCCUGAUGUUAGACAGUUCACUGAGAGGAUUCAGCUGAAUUUGAAGUGCUGUGGGCUGUUCAGUUACACAGACUGGGGCAACAACGUCCCUGACUCCUGUCUCUGUCAGGGGGAGGACGAUCAGAUGGAGGGUACAUGCCUGAACAUUCCAUACCGGUUGUUGUUCCUUUCAGAGUACAGGAUGACUGGACACCAGAAGCUGAUCUACAAACAGACCUGCUUCCCCAUCCUCGAGGGCUACCUGGCUAAAGCUCUGGACAUCCUGUUGGGCGUUUCCUUCGGAUUCGCUGCUCUGGCUCUCCUGGGAGCGGUGAUGUCUGCCGUCCUGCUGGCUCAGCUGAGGAGCUCUACCGUAGGGGUUCCUGUGGUGUUCAGUGUCAGCUCUCACCCAUCCAAGUUCAGCUUCAGUUCCCACCCACCCAAGUACACCGAGCUUUACAACGAGCCUGAGAAGACUGAGAAGUGAGAAAUCAGACUGAGGUUCAGGAUGUGGUUAGUUUAGAUGACAUGGUUUUAGGCUGUUGUUCAGUCUGGCUCAGCAUAGAAAUAGAACUACUAGAAUGGUUAAAGCCCCACAACCAUGGCGUAUGAUCAAUAUAGUUGAAUGGGGAUUGUCUUUCUAGGGGUCUAUUUCUAUGGUGUCCAGACUCCGACUGUUUUCCUUCUACAUCUUCUGGUUGUUGUUGUGUGUUUUUCAACGAGAGGUCUCCUUAACUCUCUUUCUGACUGUCAAACCAAAAAGGAAGGUGCUACUUCCUUCUGUGUGUAAUUUGCUUUUGAUUUGAGUUCUACGUUUAAAGAGAAUCACCACCGGUGGUUUUAUACAUAUGCAGCGAGUUCUGAGUCAAAUGGUUGGGGAACGUUACAUUUUAUUUGCAGAAUGAGACACAAUGAGCCGGCAGGGCGUUUUGAAAAGAGGAUAUCACACAGAGAGGACAACUCUGAGAUAGUAAGGACAGAAUGUCAUUUCCAUAGGACUUUGAAUGUCAAAUCAUUUGCCUUGAAACUGCAAUAAUAAAAAGGGAAACGAAAGGGAAGGUCGACAGAAGGGAAGGUCGACAGAAGGGAAGGUCGACAGAAGGGAAGGUCGACAGAAGGGAAGGUCGACAGAAGGGAAGGUCGACAGAAGGGAAGGUCGACAGAAGGGAAGGUCGACAGAAGGGAAGGUCGACAGAAGGGAAGCUUUUUGCAAUGAAAUGGAACAAUGUUAAGUGUUUUGCUAUGAACUGUAAAUCCUUAUAUGAAAUAUACAACAUGCCAACUGUCUUGCUCUCUUAUGUUUCUAAAUAAAGCAUCUGUCUUCUA
Oncorhynchus kisutch (coho salmon) is the source of this 1909-nucleotide messenger RNA. RefSeq names its product tetraspanin-8-like. The transcript is spliced from 9 exons. Gene Ontology annotation, cellular component: plasma membrane. NCBI's taxonomy places the organism in Eukaryota, Metazoa, Chordata, Actinopteri, Salmoniformes, Salmonidae. Bases 228 to 1070 code for a protein of 280 amino acids. The record is from RefSeq and is a predicted model, not a curated record.